AUGGGUGUAACAUGCUCUUAACCCAAAAAAUCGAAUUUGACAAUCACAAUAAGUUCAGAAAAUGAAGAUCCAAAUUUCGAGAUUAAAAAGCUUCUGAGUGAGGAGAGAAUAACGAAACUUCGAAAAACAUUUCCAUCUCCAACAAAAACUUAUGAAUCCUAUUUCCUUAGUUAAAUUAACAAUGAUAAAACAAUAAAUAUUAAUAGAUGCUGUGAUGAAGAAAAAUUUCAUAAAUCAAGUAAAUUGGGCGUUCCACUUAUUUGUUGA
Paramecium octaurelia is the source of this 267-nucleotide messenger RNA. The record is from the annotation of a GenBank genome assembly. Lineage: Eukaryota; Ciliophora; Oligohymenophorea; Peniculida; Parameciidae.